Cucumis melo (muskmelon) is the source of this 2602-nucleotide messenger RNA. RefSeq names its product pentatricopeptide repeat-containing protein At3g53170. Lineage: Eukaryota; Viridiplantae; Streptophyta; Magnoliopsida; Cucurbitales; Cucurbitaceae. Bases 61 to 1494 code for a protein of 477 amino acids. The transcript is spliced from 5 exons. Gene Ontology annotation, molecular function: mRNA binding; protein binding. The record is from RefSeq and is a predicted model, not a curated record.
AGUAGAAGGGAAAUGGGAUUGGGUUGAUCGGCAGAUCACCGGUUCUUUUGGGAUAUUUCAAUGGAGCUUUACCUUCACUCUCCCGACGCUACAAUCUUCCGUUGCUUCUCAACUUCCUUUACGUCCACGGUCAUUUCAAUGACUUCCAUGAGCUCCACUCCUUAUUUCAUCUCUUCUUCUCAUUCACGGUCACUUAAGCGGAGUUCCACCCAGUCAUCCGAUGCACUACAGAGAGACCCGAAGAAGGGUCUGUCUCGGAUUCUGAGGAAAGACGCUGCUAUUAAAGCUAUAGAGAAGAAAGCCAACUCCAAGAAAUACAAUAAUCUUUGGCCCAAAGCUGUUUUGGAGGCUCUCGAUGAAGCUAUUCAGGAGAAUCUAUGGGAAACUGCUCUUAAGAUUUUUGGAUUACUUCGCCAGCAACAAUGGUAUGAACCAAGAUGCCAAACAUACACAAAAUUGUUGAUGCUUCUUGGUAAGUGCAGGCAACCCGAGCAAGCAAGCUUGCUCUUUGAGAUUAUGUUUUCUGAGGGGUUGAAACCUUCUAUUGAUGUUUAUACUGCUCUUGUUAGUGCUUACGGACAAAGUGGCCUCCUUCACAAGGCCAUUUCAACUGUUGAUGAAAUGAAAUCGGUUUCUGACUGCAAGCCAGAUGUACAUACAUAUUCAAUUCUCAUUGAUUGUUGCACAAGACUCCGUCGUUUUGAUCUUCUGAAGGAGUUACUGGCUGAUAUGUCCUAUCUGGGGAUCACAUGUAAUACGGUCACUUACAAUACUAUUAUUAAUGGAUUUGGAAAGGCUAAAAUGUUUGAGCAAAUGGAAAGCUUGUUACUUGAAAUGAUUGAAAGUGAUAGCUGUCCUCCAGAUUUGAUUACAUUCAAUACUUUUAUCAGAGCUUACGGAAAUAGUGAGCAGAUUGAGAAGAUGGAGAAGUGGUAUGAUGAAUUUCAGCUGAUGGGAAUCGAGCCAGACGUUUGGACAUACAAUACUAUGAUCAGCUCAUAUGGGAAAGCUGGAAUGUAUGACAAGAUGAAGUCUGUUUUGAAUUUCAUGGAAAAACGCUUUUUCUCUCCCACAAUUGUUACUAUGAAUACAAUUAUUGAUACUUUUGGAAGAACUGGAAAUAUUGAGGAGAUGGAAGAAUACUUCAAAAAAAUGAAAUUUCAGGGAAUGAAGCCCAACUCUGUGACUUACUGUUCCCUUGUAAAUGCUUAUGGUAAAUCUGGUGAUCUUGAGAAAAUUGAUUCGAUUUUGAGGCAAAUAGAAAAUUCUGAUGUGGUACCAGAUACCCCUCUUUUUAACUGCCUUAUCAAUGCGUAUGGCCAGGCUGGUGAUGUGAGAAAGAUGGGAGAGUUGUUCUUGGAAAUGAAAGAGAAUAAAUGUGUUCCUGAUGGUAUUACAUUUGCUACAAUGAUUCGUGCCUUAAAAGCACAAGGCAUGACCGAGGCUGCUCAAAGAUUGGAAAAUAAGUUGAUUGCCACUAACGACGGUGAGUGAAACCUGGCUUGACAAGGAACCGGUACUAAAACAUUUCAGUAGUGUGGAAAAAUGUAGAUCCGUAUGGGGGUAUGGCUUUUCAAGGGAUCUCUGUCUACAUUAGUGCAAGGCAUUCUUCUCAAUUCUUCAGGUUCACUGUAGAUCACAUUUUUAAAAAAUUGUCUCGUGAUGGGGCAGUGACUAGACUAUAUCUUUCACUACAAGUAAAGUUUCUUGAUGGUCUUGAUUCUGAAUGAUCCAUUUGUUAACAUGAAAAAUUGUGCUCUUGACCAAUGUCCCCACCCCCCAUAAGCUUAAUGGGACUACUGUUUCUUCUCAAGGCAACCAACCCUUGGCUACAAACCUUCAUGUAUGGUCUUUUCAGAGCUAAUCUGGAUAUCAGAAUUGAUUUCUGCUAGAGGAGCUCUAGCUCUAGCUCUCUAGCAUAUGGCUUGCAACUCCUAGAAUUGGACUACAGCUCAACUCGAGAUGCUUCUCAUACUGUUAUACCGUGGCCCGUCACAUUACCAUAAUCUUCUUGUAUCUUUCAUUGUGAGUGUUUUACUGUAGCCAAUUGCCCUAUUGCAUAAUCUUCUGGCAUCUUUCACUGGUUGUGCUUACCUAAAACUUGUCCAUUGACAUUCUUCCAACUAUUGUUCCCUACUUUACAGCUGCCUAUAGAAGAUAGAGCGAUCUAUAUUCUGGGGAAAAUCUAUGAUUUAUGAGUCUUCUCCUUGUAUGAAAGACUCCAUUGUUUGCUCGUCAGCUUUCAAACAUCAGAAUAAUGGCUCUUAUCAUGUUGGCAUAUUUUACUGUUAGUUGCAUUUUGCGUCUUCUAAUUAAAUACAUGUCUUGAUAAGAUUCUUUGUAGGACGGAGAUGGAGAAUGCAUUAUCUUCUAACCCCAAUACUCACUUUCGAAGACGAGACAUUUUUUUCUUCCACGAAGCUUGGGUACUCUCAUUUGAGAAAUUUCUGUAUUUGUUUUUGGUUUCGUUAACAAGAAUGGAAGAGAUCAAAGUUUUUUUUUUCUCUCCAUGUAAUCUAAGAUUGGCAUAUUUUCGACAUUGCCUUUAUGUUAUAGUUACCUAUUACACUUAAUUUUAUCAAUAUAAUAUCUCUGAAUGACC